GAGUUGUACUGAAGGAAAGCUCAAAGGGACAAUGCCAGCUUGGCUUUUCUGUUUUUUUAACUCUCCUAUCACUCAGCUGCACCGAAGCCCGACACCUCUGGCAGCCAGUGGUGAAGCAGUGAGAAGCUGGUUUUGUUGCUGUUCUUUUACGAGAGAAGCCUGGCUGCAUUAACUCUUAGGGAGACAAGCACCUAGACAUCUCGAACAAAGCCCAGUGAUGGAGGUCGGCUCCACAGAAGGCAGCAGCAGCCCCCAGGGAAGCACCGUCUGGCUGGAUCUCACCCUUGUCACCUGCACUGAAACGGUGACUUUCACUGAAGUGGUGGCAGAAGAGGAGUGGGGAUCCUUUUACUAUUCUUUUAAGACAGAGCAGCUGGUGACUCUGUGGAUUCUCUUUAUUGUCACUAUUGCUGGGAAUGCCAUUGUGCUCUUCUCUACCUGGAGGAGGAAGCGGAAAUCUCGAAUGACCUUCUUUGUUACACAGUUGGCAAUCACAGAUUCAUUCACGGGACUCAUAAACAUAAUGACUGACAUUAUUUGGCGCUACACUGGAGAUUUCAUGGCUCCUGAUAUCGUUUGCAGAGUCGUUCGCUACUUCCAGGUGGUCCUUCUAUAUGCCUCGACUUAUGUCCUCGUGUCGCUAAGCAUAGACCGGUAUCAUGCCAUAGUUUACCCAAUGAAGUUCUUACAAGGAGAAAGACAGGCAAAAGUUCUUAUUGGAGUGGCCUGGAGCCUCUCUUUCCUGUUUUCCAUACCAACUCUGAUUAUUUUUGGGAAACGGCAGCUCUCCAAUGGGGAAGUGCAGUGCUGGGCUCUCUGGCCCGAUGACUCCUACUGGAUACCCUACAUGACAGUGGUGGCUUUCCUGGUGUACUUCAUUCCUCUGAUCAUUAUCAGUGUCAUAUACUCAAUCGUGAUUCGAACCAUCUGGAUGAAGAGCAAAGCUCAGGCUGUCAUUAUAUCGACCUGCCCUGGUGGCAAAACCUCUGCUGGCUGCACCAGUCGUGGGUUCAUAUCCAAAGCAAAGGUUAAAGCGAUCAAAUACAGCAUCGUAAUUAUCCUUGCAUUUGUUCUCUGUUGGAGCCCUUACUUUCUUUUUGAUAUCCUGGACAACUUCAAGAUACUCCCUGAGACCAAAGAGCGCUUCUAUGCAUCUGUGAUCAUCCAGAACCUGCCAGCCUUGAACAGUGCCAUCAACCCCCUCAUCUAUUGCUUCUUCAGCAACCGCCUCUGCCCCCCUUUUGAGGAAAGAAGAACUCAAAGGCUGGGUGGAACUUCCCGGGAUAGGAGCAAUGGAGGGCAGGAGAUGCAGGUCCUGUCCAAACCAGAAUACAUCUAGCACAGACAAUGCUCUGCAAAGCCACACUGGGACCUGUACCGAGGAAAGCAGAAUUCCCCCUUGAGCCACUUGCAUCAGAGAUGGACAUUGAGUGACAAGAGCUUGCAUUGUGCUGCUCUUGAGCAGCACACAUAUUUGGGAUCACCAAUGCAGCUUCAUCAAUUGCAUGCUGCCAGUGCCAAACUCAGUGUGAGGGGUUUGCAUGCCGAUGUUGGGAAGGUUCAUCUUUGCCCUCUGUUUUUAAGCAAGCUGUAAUAUAUAUAUAUACACGUGUAUAUAUA
This is a messenger RNA of Neopsephotus bourkii (Bourke's parrot), 1620 nucleotides long. It is a transcript of the gene NPSR1, whose product is annotated as neuropeptide S receptor 1. The record is from RefSeq and is a predicted model, not a curated record. The transcript has 9 exons. Lineage: Eukaryota; Metazoa; Chordata; Aves; Psittaciformes; Psittacidae. The coding region runs from base 218 to 1339 and encodes 373 amino acids. Gene Ontology annotation, cellular component: cytoplasm; membrane. Gene Ontology annotation, biological process: positive regulation of release of sequestered calcium ion into cytosol; neuropeptide signaling pathway. Gene Ontology annotation, molecular function: vasopressin receptor activity; neuropeptide receptor activity.